AUGAUAAAUAAAAUACAACAACGAAUUACAUCAUUUUAUUUCUUCAUUUUAAUCAUCUUGUUAUUAAUAAUUCAACCUGUUUUUAGUAAUAAAAUAGUUGAUUUAAUUCAUACAAUAAGUAAUAAAACUACUGAUGAUAAUCGAUUAAAAAAUAAUUUAGUAUCAGAAUUUCAUGAUAUUCUACAAGCAAUUCAAAAUCAUUUAUAUAAUACAAGUAUUUCAGUUUGUCAUCCUGAUUUUCAAUUUUAUCGUGAUUCAUGUUAUUUUUUAUCUUCAAAUAAAUCAACAUGGUUAUCAGCAUCAAAUAGUUGUUUGAAAAUACGUAAUUCAUCUUUAGUUACAUUUCAAACUCUUGAUGAACUUGAUUUUGUUGUGGAAAAUUUAUUAAAACCAUUACGUAUUAAUCAAGCAUUUAUUGGUUUAAAUGCAAAUGAUAUUGGUCAAUGGUAUUGGCUUGAUGGACGAACAUUUUGGAAUUCUAUAUUUGGACCUUUAUUUUAUUCUUAUAGACCAGAUACAUCACAUUGUGGAAUAAUUAAACAAAUUAAUCGAACUAAAGUUGGGAUAGAAGGAAGAGAUUGUUUUAAUGAUGAAGAACGAUUUAUUUGUAAAUAUGUUCAAAAUCAUUGUUACGCAAAAAAUGUAUGUGGUCGUGGUGGUGAAUGUAUGAACAUUGGAUUGACAUAUCGAUGUCGAUGUAAUUUUUUAUAUUGUGGUCGAAAAUGUGAUAAAUUAAGUUCAAAAGGCAUUCAAUCAAUAAUUGCUAUGUUUAUUGUUAUUCUAAUGGGUUUAAUUGUAUGUUGUUUGAAAUUUGAUAUUUGUUCAAAAUAUAAAUCAAAGAAAAAAUGUCAUUCAAUUGAUGAUUUAUUUAAUGACAAACAAAUGAUUUUAGAAGGACAUAAGAAAAAGAAAUCCCGUGGUUAA
Messenger RNA from Rotaria sp. Silwood2, 924 nucleotides. NCBI's taxonomy places the organism in Eukaryota, Metazoa, Rotifera, Eurotatoria, Philodinida, Philodinidae. The record is from the annotation of a GenBank genome assembly.